Messenger RNA from Perognathus longimembris pacificus (Pacific pocket mouse), 10518 nucleotides. It is a transcript of the gene Atxn7, whose product is annotated as ataxin 7. The transcript is spliced from 10 exons. NCBI's taxonomy places the organism in Eukaryota, Metazoa, Chordata, Mammalia, Rodentia, Heteromyidae. The record is from RefSeq and is a predicted model, not a curated record. Bases 4226 to 6607 code for a protein of 793 amino acids.
UCUAGGAUUGUAGGCAUGAGCCACCAGCACCCAGCUUACCUUUUUCUUAUUUCAUCUACCUUCCUGCCAUCUAUAGCUGUAAUAAUUAUACUCUGGGAUCAGUAGUGCCUUCUGAUUGUGGAAAUUUGUAAUCAUGCUUUUGUAUUUUUCUCUCAGUAUCUAUAUGGGUACAGUGCAGAGAAUCAUAAGUUUUAUAGGAGGAGCUUUAAAUGAUGUUUUAAAGUUGAACCAUCAUGCACACUUGUGCUACUCUCCUAGUUUGUAGUGCUUCAGUGUAAAUCCAUGCACAGCCCAGGUCAGUACUCCCCUCUUAACAGUGGCCUGUUUCUCUUAGGUGUGCUGUGUAACAGAUCCCUCAGCUAGGCUGCAAGCCUUCAUUUUGUUGCAUCUUCCCCUGUGAACAGAGCAGCCAUAGUACUCUCACUCCCACUCCCUGCCAUGGGGCACAGAUCCUUAACUACUGGUGGUUUGGGCUGUGUGGGACAGGGUCUCAGGAAGGGCUUCCUGAGUAUGAGUUGAAAAGAACACUUACUACAUUGUUACCAGUCUGCUAGAUGGCUUGACAAAAAGGCCUAGUACCCUUGGUCUCUAGCAGCUCAUCAUGAGAAUGUUUCUAUCAGUCAUGGAUGUUGUAUUUAUUUUUUGCAAGCUUCCAUUUGUUUUUUUCUAAAGCCUCUUGAGUAUUAUUUACACCCAUACAUAUGUUUCAUCUUAAUUUGAACUUGAAAUUACCCAAGUACAAAAUGUUUUACUACAGGGUAACAGAUACCUAUCUUGUAAGUAUGGGUAGUAUACAGUGAUAUGAGGCCAAGGAAGUAUUUCAAAAAAACAGGAAUUGAAAACCUUGUUAAACCUUAACGAUAAUAAAUAUAAGAAAUCGCUUUAAAAAAGAAAUACUUUCAAAGAAGUGAUGGUUUUGAAAAAAUUAUUUGGAUAUUUUUCUAGAUGUCUGUGGUAAGUUUUUCUUCUUUGGGGUAUGGAAUUUAUCAAAGACACCUAACUCUCUUAGGCCCAGAUUUCUCUCUGAAAAAUGGGUGGCUUGCUAAAGGGUAACAAUGUUGGGAAAGAUUAAUUGCAAGGCUAAGGGAAGAGAAUCAUCAGUCUCCUUUCUACUCUAUCUUCCUUGCAUUUAAUGUAAUUGGUCACUUUGUGUAUCAUUGACUAGGCUUAGAUUGAAAUGUCGUUCCCACAAAGCCUAUAUAAAUCAGCCGUUAGGUUAUGUUGUAUUUGAAUGCCUUACAUCCACAUGUGAAGAGCCAUUCACCUAAAGGUCAGAUGCCAGCCAGAAGAAGACUACUGCCUAGUAUUAGCCCCCAAGAUGAAUUAUCUCAUGUAAGCUCCAUCCCCCACCUCUUAUAAUCAUCACAGCAUGAGUAGCCAGUGCGCACUGGGUAAUAAGAUAGCAACUUGUGUUGCUGAAGCUAAUCUAAUUCUGAAUAGCAGGCUUCCAGGCCUCAGCUGAAUGAAAUUGCUUGGUAUUUCUAAGUUAGAAAAUGCUUUCUUCCCCUUUCAAGUGCUCCUUGGCAUCAAGUAAGGAAUGUUAAAGCUGUUGUAAGUGCCAAUUAAGGCCAAUUAUAACCUGCCUGGCCUGCUGAGACAGUGAAGUAGAGUUGGUUAAGGCUGUGUUCCUAUAAAAUGGAGAACUGCCUGUGCCAGGGACAGGAACAUUAUAUUUCAUAACUGCCAACAGUUUGUUUGUUGCCCUGAAGAACACAGCAUUACAACUUUGAUGGCUUCUCAGAGAUUCAAUUUCUAAGAAAGGAGGAGGUGGCAUUAUUACUGUCUUGCUCUCACUUUUUCCUUCUUUUCAAGUGAGAUCCUCUCUCCACUUUUGCCUGGUUAUGACCACAAUAGCUAUCUUUUCUUCAAUGUUUGAGACAUGCUAGGCACUGCUGCAGUAAAGCACAUGAGCAUUACCUAGUGUCAGCCUUACCUGUGGGAGAAAGUAUUGGCUGCCAGGUUUGCUCUGGGCCACACAACAAGAGGUGCUAGACUGCAGCCUGGCUGCCCUCCUCUCUCAAGCCAAGCCCUUGCUAUCUCAGCGCUGCCCCUGUGUGUUCUUAUUCACCCCAGAAUGGUGUCCCUUCAGGACUCCUUUAAUAGAGAGUAAAACUUUUAUGUGCAUACCAUCCAAACUAUAGUCAAGUUGUCUAAUUUAUGGUCUCCAAGGCAGAGAUGUUAUGUUACUAAAUGGCAUUUCAGUUUGUCAUUUUUUUCUCCAUAGAAAUAUGACCAGUCAUAUUUUGUGAGACUUAAUAUCAAGCUAUAUUUGAACAAGAUACUGGGAAAUAAUUUAAAUAAGAUCAAAAUGAUAGCUAUACCACCAUUCAUUCUUUUUCUGAUGUAUAUAUAGAAAAUAAAUUCAAACUGUUUAUCUUAGCCAGGCAUAGUAAUAUAAUAUAAUAUAAUCUCAGCUAGUUGGUCAACUGAAACAGGAGAAUUGCACGGUUGAGGACACUUUUGAAACAUAGGCCCUGUCUCAAAAAGAAGGGAUGGAAGCUAGGGAAAUGGCUCAAGUGGUAGAAUACAUGCCUAACAAUGCAUUUAUAUUACACUCGAUCCUCAGUAUCAAAAAGCCAGUGUGGGUUUUCUAACCCUUGUUUCCUUGGUGUUGUAGAAAGGCAUCAUUCCCAGAACUGUUAAGGAUUUUCUGGUUGUUUUCCUCAUUUGUGCUAUCCCUAUGUGGGAAGGGGAACAUUAGGAAGGCCAGCGUUUGUGCUAGGAGGCUGCUAAGGACAUUGUGUACUCCUGUGCAUUCACAGUGUAGAACCUGAGUCUCAGCCUGAGGAAGGUCCUAAACACUUAAAUAUACCUAGUGCUGUUCUGCUGUUGGUAACAUGAGGGAAAAAGCCUUUGCUGGCCUGUCAGGCGAGCAGGUGAGCUGUAAUGAACAAUACUGUAAAAGCCACUGCACCAAGUAUUUUUCUCUAGCUUGAGAAAACCAGCAAACUUACCUGAAAUCCUUAUUUGUUUUUUUAAGAUUGAGAAGUAUCUUUAUCACAUGCUUUUAAGGCCUGUGAUGGAUCAUCCUUAAUGUUCUUAGGAUCUUAAGGACCACUGUGGUUUGGAUUUUGUAAUUGUAACUAAGAAUCUGGAGGAAAAAAGUAGGUUUUAGAAGAAUGCUUGGAUCUUCAAUUGAAAGGCAUAGUUAAAAUCCAAAUGCUUGUGAAAUAAAGCAGUGUAGCUACUGUCUGUUUUAUUUUAAUCAGUUAAGAAUUUCUAUCUCAUUUAAUAGAAGCCAUGUAAUUCCCAAGCUUCAGGCCUCCUUCCCUUUCCCAGGCCAAAUUAUAUCCACACAUGUAAUCUGUGACAUUUGCCAAAUAGUCUGUGUGGGAUGAAGGGAUGGUUACCUCUCCCUUUCCUCCUUACUUUCAAUUUAAAAAUGUGUGUUAGUCUGUCAAGCAUUUGAGUCAUUAUUAUAAAACCUAUAUCACUUAACAGUUUUUUAAUGCCUAUUUGACAGUAAGGCUUAUAAUUGGUGGGAGAGAAUAGGUAUGUAAAGAAGUAAGUAAUGCCUGAAGUAAGUAAACAGCAAGUGAGGAAGACACUGUGUGAAGGGGACUACUGCGGCAUGAAAAGUGCAGGUUUAUGCUUUAGUCCUCUAGUAAUUGAGCAACAAACACUCAACAGUAUGUGAAGCUAUGCAUAUUUUAAAAUACACACAGAAAAUGGGUCAAGAUUUUAUUACUAGACUUAAAAAGGGAAAGUAUGUUUUAAGUAUAAAUUUUUUUAAGUUUAAUAAGCAUAGAUAGCAUAAAUAUGAAGAGAAGCUGCUAAUAUUUGUGGACAUUUUAACUUCAAGACUUGUAGAUCUGGCAAGGUUUAAAAUAUAAUUUUUAUUAUUAAUCCUGUAAAUUUAUAUAUUCUUGACAGUAACAGUAUCAUUUUAAAUAUAUUCAGAAAACUUAGAUUGUGAAUAGGUCACAUUUUGGCAGGAUAAAUUUAUAAUAUCUAUCUUGUUCAGUUCUGGCAAGUUGCCUUUCAAAAAAAGGGAUUAAUUUACACUGGCGGGGAAGCCUUGUAUGACCAUAUUAGAUGAAAUUAGACUCCACCCCCUGUUUUCUGUUGAUCUGCCAGGACCUUUGUAAUUCAAGUGCUUUUUACAGUAGUAGCAAAUGUUACAUAAGCCCAAACAUGGAGCAUAUUUGGAGUUGGUGGGCAGACCCAAAUCAUGAUGCAAGCCUUCAGUAGCAAGUGUGCAGUGAAGCACAGCCAAAUUCUGUGAAUGGAAGGUAGCGAGUCGCCUUUCCAGAGCAGCCCUUUUUCUGCGCAGGAGCUGAAAGUUCCACUGGAAAGGAGACAUAGCUCAUCUAGCAAGCCGCCUUUGGCCGUCCCUCCCACUUCAGUAUUUUCCUUCUUCAAUUCUCUGCCCAAAAGCAAAGGAGGCAGUGCAGGUGGAAGCAGCAGGUCUUCCAGUGGAGGAGUUCUCAGUGCAUCCUCAUCAAGUUCAAAGUUGUUGAAAUCGCCCAAAGAGAAACUGCCAAUCAGGGGGAGCACCAGGCCCAUGCAUCCCAUUCAGCAGAGUAGAGUACCCCCUGCUAGAGUCAACAUGACGCCCUCUGUAAAGGUGGAAAAGAUACAUCCGAAGAUGGAUAGCACACUACUGAAAUCUGCGGUGGGGCCAACCUGUCCUGCUACUGUGAGUUCCUCAGUCAAGCCUGGCCUUAACUGCCCCUCAAUACCAAAGCCAAACUUGCCUUCACCUGGACAGAUUCUGAAUGGCAAAGGACUUCCUGCACCACCAACUCUGGAAAAGAAAUCUGAAGACAAUUCCAAUAACAGGAAGUUUUUAAAUAAAAGAUUAUCAGAAAGAGAGUUUGAUCCUGACAUCCACUGUGGGGUCAUUGACCUUGACACCAAGAAGCCCUGCACCCGGUCUUUGACGUGCAAGACACAUUCCUUAACCCAGCGGAGGGCCGUUCAGGGUAGAAGAAAACGAUUUGAUGUGUUAUUAGCCGAGCACAAAAACAAAACCAGGGAAAAGGAAUCCAUUCGCCAUCUGGACUCCCAGCAACCAUCACAGCCUCUCAGGGACCCGCAUCCCGCCCCUCCUAAAACGUCGCUGGAGCCACACCAAAAUUCUCAUGGAUUGAUUCCUUCUGAAUCAAAGCCUUUUGUAGCUAGUAAACCUAAACCUCACACCCCCAGUCUUCCAAGGCCUCCAGGCUGCUCAGCUCAGCAAGGUGGGAGUGCCCCCAUUGACCCUCCUCCAGGCCAUGAAUCUCCACACCCUCCCCUGCCUGCCACUGAGCCAGCUUCUCGGUUAUCCAGUGAGGAGGGCGAAGGCGAUGACAAAGAAGAGUCUAUUGAAAAACUGGACUGUCAUUAUUCAGGUCAUCAUCCUCAGCCAGCAUCUUUUUGCACAUUUGGGAGCCGGCAGAUUGGAAGAGGCUAUUACGUGUUUGACUCCAGGUGGAACCGGCUUCGCUGUGCUCUCAACCUCAUGGUAGAGAAGCAUCUGAAUGCACAGCUAUGGAAGAAAAUCCCCCCAGUGCCCAGUACCACGUCGCCCAUCUGUGCACGCAUUCCUCACCGGACAAACGCCGUGCCGACAUCACAAGGUGGGAUCAGCAGUCUUUCAGCAGCCUCUGUCUCUACAUCCCCAGUUCUGCUCUCAUCCACCUGCAUCUCUCCAAAUAGCAAAUUGGUACCUGCUCAUGGAACCACACUAAAUGCACAGCCUGCCGUUUCUGGGGCGAUGGAUCCUGUGUGCAGUAUGCAAUCCAAACAAGUGUCCUCUUCAUCCUCUUCCCCCUCCACACCCUCUGGCCUCUCCUCAGUCCCCUCCUCCCCUAUGGCCAGGAAACCUCAGAAGUUGAAGUCCAGCAAGUCUUUAAGGCCCAAGGAGUCUUCUGGUAAUAGCACUAACUGUCACAACGCCAGCAGCAGUACCAGUGGCGGCUCAGGAAAGAAACGCAAAAACAGUUCCCCAUUAUUAGUUCCCUCUUCCUCCUCUUCCUCUUCUUCUCAUUCCAUGGAGUCUUUUAGGAAAAACUGUGUGGCUCCUCCCGGGCCUCCCUACCCAUCCAUGGUGACAUCUUCCCAUAGCAUCGGCCUCAACUGUGUGACGAAUAAAGCGCACUCUGUGAGCCUCCGGCAUGAGCCAUCAGGGAGGGGGCCCCCAGGCGGGAGCCCCGCGGAGUCCAUCAAGAGGAUGAGUGUGGUGGUGAACAGCAGUGACUCCACGCUUUCUCUUGGCCCAUUCAUUCACCAGUCCAACGAACUGCCUAUCAACUCCCAUGGCAACUUUUCACACUCACACACUCCUCUAGAGAAGCUUAUAGGAAAGAAAAGAAAGUGCUCUCCCAGCUCCAGCAGCAGCAAACCCACAAAGGUUGCCAAAUUGCCGGCCACGAACAACGUCCACAUGAAACACGCUGGCACCAUCCCAGGGGCACAAGGACUAACGAACAGUUCCCUCCUCCAUCAGGAUAUCUCCUCACCUUGCUUACGAACAGGAAUUUCAGCAGCAGCACCCCAGAGCCCUGACUUAAAAUCCAAAGGCACGUCCCUGACAGCUGAAAACAGCACGGGGAGGAAUAAUCCGGACACUUUUGAGGACAAGUUACACCUCCACUCAGCACUCUGGACUCCACGAUGCCUUUGAGUCUCUCUUCAUGACCUCCUUGGGCCUCCAGGGUAACCGCUGGGCUGCUGUUGGGAGGAUUUCCCCGAAGCUGUGUCUGUAGCAGUGAGCACUCCUGAAGGACACUGGGUCAAGUUCAGCCACCGGGCUGCUUUCAUCAGUGUUAAAGUGGUCUGGACUGCUUGCUACCAAUCUGUGAGAAGCUUUUGGUUUUGUUUAUUUUUUUUAACUUGUUCUAUCGUGGAGCUACUCUAAGUAGAUCGGCCAGGCAAAAAGAUGGUUUGACAAGAAGGUUAAUGUCGACUUUUCUCUCUCCUACAUCUCCUUGCCGGUUUCUUCUUUCAUUCUCUCCCUGCCUCCUUUCCUUCUUGCCCAUUUCCUUUCUCCUACUGUCUUCUGUAGGUCCCUCUCCAACACCUCCACUGGAGACCUCUGAGGAAAGGUCGCUGCCUCCUCAGCAGCUUUCUAACGGCUUUGAUAGCAGUGUUCCAGAAGUAGAAUGUGCGCCGUGACUCAAGGUCACGUGACAAGAUAGGCCCGCCUUUUGCAAAUAAUUUGGGAUAAGACACUACCAAAAGCUUCCAACUUACUGGCUUGAAGCUUUUGAUGUCCAGUUAGCAGGUAUCAGCCACAUUAGAGGCUUACUUUCCAUGGUACAAAACCAAUCCCAUGUGAAAGGAAAAGCAAAGAUGAUGCAAACUAUUUUUGAUGAUGGAAAGCCAAAAUGGGGCGGGUGGAUGCGGGUGGUAAAAUCAUAAUGAAGGGGAAAAAAAUUCCCACAUUUCCAAAGAAGUGGAAUUGUCUUACCAUUUAUUUUCAUGUAAAACAGUAUGUCAGAUUGUGCAGAUUGUCCUGCCCAAUCUUUUUUAAAGUUUGCCUUUUUAAAAUAAAACUACUAGGAUAUACUUAAAUAUUUCAAAGGCAUUACCCCAGUUUUCCUCCUUGGAUACUGUCCUAGUACUCAGUAUAAAUGUCUGCCUCCUGUGCUCUGGGCAUUGUGUGUGCCCCUACUUCCCUUCUGGCCACUGCAGACAUGGACUUAGGUGCAUUUCGGGUGGGGAGCAGACCCCCAGUGGUGGGAAGCUGGAGUGUAAGUACACAUUCGUGUGAGGCUUACAGCAUGUUUCCUGGAGUAGCCCUCUUGUCUUUAUAAGAGUUUUGGAGCCUCUAAGAUGGUUUUUGUAGUGCUUCACCCCAAAUGAAAAUUUAAUAAGUUAAAACAGCAUAGUUUGAGAUGGUAUUGUUGAAUUUUGCGAAUAAUCUGGGGCCUUUUAGUGGACCAUCCCACCACCAGUGCUCCUGAACCAAGGACCAGUCUACCAGUCUCUGAAUUAGGAGUGUUCACACAGAGUAGCCUAGCCCAACGCAGGGCAAAAUUCCCACCGUUGUGAUCAGUGCACUGGGCAGGGCCUGCUCAGAGCCAAUCAGUGCAUCCUUUUAGCCCCACAGUUCUUGGGUUACAAACUUCAGUUUCAGGGAAUUUCAAGUCAACAACCUGUAGAAUGAAUAAAUAUUUGGUUACCAGCCUAAUAAAUGUGAAUUGCUACAGAAUUAUUCUUAUUAUGUAAGAAAACAAAGACUUUAUGCAGAUACUUUAAGUAUAAAUUGAUGUAAAAUACUGAUUUUUUUUUUUAAGGAAGGGGAGAACAGUAUCUUGUUCAAUUUUAUGCAAUCAAUCAGUAAAUGUUUUUUAAAGGAUACUAUAGGAGAGCUAGUAAGGAGAGAGCAUGGAUGGAUGGGCCAGUUUAGGUAUAAAGGAAAUCAGUCUGGUUGUUCCAUCCCAGUUGUGGCGGAGAAGAAUAAGAGGGAAUCAGGAUGUAUCUAGUUGAUUCCUUGGUACAAGUGCAAUGGGGUAUGGGUAGAAUUUAUUUUCAGAGCCAAGGGGACUUUGAUGGUUAUAAAUUAAGUUGGUUUUAGUGAUGGAAUUUGUAGACAGAUCAAGUGUUCUGAAAGAUGUGAAUAGGAUCCACAGUAGCAAGUUGAUUCAGAUUAAUGUAGAUAUUUAGAUUAGUGAGUGUUACCAUUUGAUUUUUUUAGGCUGAAGUUUUAAUUGAAUUUCAUUAUGUCUCCUGGUAAUACAUAGAACAUUGGGAUUAGGAAAUUAGCCAUUUUGGAUUUUGCUUGCCACAAACAGACCUAUUCCAAACAGUGCUAUUAAACUUUAGACUGUUCAAAUAUUUUAUUUUCUCCAACAACUACUUUUUAUUAUGAUGAACAAUUAAGACCAUUUAAAACACAGGAGUAAAAGUAUUUUUUGAAUUAAAUUAACUUGCAAAAACCAAAUUUGCAGUGGUUGGGUUGUUUCUUAGACAGACUUUGGUAUCAGUUUAAAAACCAAGAUAAUUUUUAUAUUCUUUCCAAUAGAAUUUCAUGACAACUUCUGCAGUUUUCUUAACAUACAAAAAAAAGUGCUGCAAUGAUGAACAAAGAAUUAUACAAAACCUACUUUUGUAUCUUUAUUUUGGGAUUUCUUGUUCUAUUAUAAAUAUGGAAGUAGCCCUAUUUCAGAAGACAUAUUUUGUUAAAAAUGAAUUGUACAUAUUUAAAUAUGUAUUUUUGCACAGGUCUUUUUUUCUGAUAUCCUGUUUUGGUACAAUUGAGAUCAUCUAGUAUUUAUUUAUUAAUUAAUAAAAGUAAAUACCUUUUUAUAAUUUGAAGUGGUUCACUGCCAAGCCAAUAGUUGUAGAACCUGCCUCCUUUACAGUGGAAAGGUUGCCUCUGUUCUGUGAAAGUCUUUGUUCCUUUUAAUGUCUCAAGAGUGGAUUCACACAGACGAAGUGGGCAUUGCUUCUCCUUGGUUGCCUGAUUUCCCAGUAGACCACAUGUGACUAAAUGACAUACUGCUUUUCUCUCGUUAGUGUUUAUGUGCGAGUGUGUGUGUGUACGCGUGUGCGUGCCUGUGUGUGUACACUCUGAGCACACUUGUGUUACGUAUGUGAUGUGGUUUAAAACUAAUGGAAAAACUGAAAGUGCCUGAACCUAACUUUAAUGCUUAGACAGAUUCUCUUUAAAAAAAAGACUUGAAUGUUCAGUUGAACUUUUAGAGUUUGCUUUUUCCACCUACAUAUUGUUUGUAAAAUUUUAGGGGAGGAGUUGAAAACAACCAAUGCUGGUAAAUUUUAUAAGGUAUUUUACAUGUAAGACCUUUGGUUCACAGUAAUUUCACUGGUGAUGGAUUUGCCAGUGGCACCAAGAAUUUAAAAUCUGUCAGCCAGCAACGUACAUGCCAUGUCCGUUUUGUCACUCAUGAAAUAAGAGAGUUUAAAGUAGAAUAUUUAAAAUAUUUUGUAUUACAAAAAUAUAAUACAAAGAUGUACCUCUGAGAACAUUGAAAAAUGUAUAAUUUGAGAAAUCUAACUCAAAAUGGCAGCUGUCUUCCUGCAAGAGUUCUGUUGCCAAGGAGUUUCUUCAUGUCUCUCAUUCUGUCCUGGGUGUGGGGAAAGUUGGGCUUUGAAACAUGAUUGCUAAAAGUUUCAUUGUUUAAAAGAAAAUAAUCAUUUUUACAUUUUGUGCAAACAUUUUACAUUUCCAGAUGAUUUUAAAUGAGCACUACAUACUGUCAGUGUGAAUGUAGGGCCUUGAAAGCAUUUUUUUGGACUUGGUUAUAAAAGCAAUCUCCUGUGUUAAAAUGUGUGAAUAGUUGGACAAUGUGUACACAUAAUCAAGAGCAUCUCAGCUGGACUUUGUGUUGGCUGCUGUAUAGAACAUGAACAAAAUGUCAAGGGAUAGAAAAUUACUUUGGAUAUUUAAAAGAGAAGAAAUAUAUAGUCUAUUUGUUUUGUAACAAGUUUCUGUAAAUAAAAUAAUUUAUACUAUUUAUAAGAAAAAAGUUGUGUUCUGCUUUAUGAGAAAUUAGUUUGUGGAACAAAUAUGUUACUAAACAGGCAAUAAAAUUAGGUCUUCUCAAUAAAUAAGGUUGGCUGCAUGAACUA